CCCGAUUUCACCGAAUGUAUUGAAAUCUCCCUGACAAACUGUUAGAAAAUCGAUAAACGCCCUGGAUUAUCUUGCAUCCAGCCGUCAAAUCGUAAUGAUAAGUUGUUUGCCGUUCGUUUUGUUUAUCGCUAAUCUAAUAACACCGUCAUGCGAUCGUAUCAACAUACCGUGGAUGAAAUCUGAGAUCCCACCAUCUCGAGAAUCGUUUAUCCGUCACUUGGGUCUCGCUUACUCCGUUCAGUUGCGUAUUCCGCAGUUUUUCCACCGCUGUCUAACACUGUUUGUCUCUUUGUCUUAUCCGUGUGGGUUCCUGCGGACCAACUGACAUUUUGCGACGAGAUGCCCAGUGUCCAUUCCGUGGGAUCAGCCUCGCUGAUUCGCUUUCUGUUCCAGUAACGACGGAUAGAGUAGCCGAGGGUCGCGUACUUGAUUACGAGGAACAGAAACACGUAGCGAAGUGCGCGUGACUGCGUACCGAAUUUCGCGAACGUUGCAAAUUUGGUACCUAUCGUUGAAAACAGUGAACUGUUCCGAGGUGUUUCCAGAAACUGAUUACGCUGCGAUACCGAAUGGAAAGCGAACGAGGUUUCACUGAAUCAUUACGACCACGGCCGAGCGUUAACUGACCGUUUGGCCCUUUCGAAAACUACGGGAAUGGUGGCGAAUCGCUCGUAAACCUGGAAACUACGAAGCAACUCGCUCUAUUUACCAUUUGGUCCGUCCCGCAUGGUUUUGACGAUACUCCUUGCGCUAUUAUAUAAUGAUCGUUGAUUACACGAGCAGCUUGUUGGAAAACGUUCAUUGGGACAUUCUCCUGCCCGAACCGGGCCGAAGCUUCCUGAUUCGCGGAGAUUACGAGUACUGGCAUUAUGGCUGCGACGGAUUUAACGAUAAGGGUUGGGGUUGCGGAUACAGAACUCUGCAGACGAUUUGCUCGUGGAUCAUAAAAAACCGGAAAUUAGAGCACUCUGUUCCGAAUCACAGAAGGGUGCAGGAAAUACUUGUGACUCUGGAAGACAAGGAGAGAUCGUUUAUUGGGUCGAGAGAAUGGGUAGGCAGUUUCGAAGUAUGCCUUGUGCUGAAUCAUUUGUACGAGGUUCUCAGCAAGAUUAUUCACGUAUCAAGCGGCAAACAAUUGCCGGACCAGAUAGCAGUUAUUAAAACGCACUUCGAAGAGUUUGGUAGUCCAAUAAUGAUGGGCGGAGACAGGGACUGCUCGAGUAAAUGCAUAGUUGGGAUCCACGAGGGAGUGGAAAAUACUUACAUGCUGAUCGUAGACCCUCAUUUCGUCGGACAGGCAAGGAGCAAGGAGCAAUUAGUGUCUCAACAUUGGGUGAAAUGGCAGAGCCUUAACGAUUUCGUCGAUAGUUCUUUUUACAAUUUGUGUUUACCUCAGAUCAAAGCUUCUACAAAAUGAUAGAUACUAUUAUAAUAAAUUGUUACGAUAAGUCACUUGUAGAUUCUUUGACCUUUUCCAAUGAUUUAUAUCUUAUCAAUGUUAUCGCUGACAGUACAAAUAUCAAUAGCGUGACUGUUUCGUCACGGAUAUAUUGAGGCACUGCAAUAGAUUUAUAAUAAAUUAAAAAUAAAUAAAUCGCUGUAAUUUCGUAAGUUAUGGAGGCAUGCAUAAGAAAACUCUCCACAUUGCGCACACCAUUAUUUUACAUAGAAAUAAAAUAUCGCUUCUUUUCUUGUACACAUCUCCAAAAAUAAAAAAAAUGUUUCUAUAAAUAA
This is a messenger RNA of Megalopta genalis, 1734 nucleotides long. RefSeq names its product UFM1 specific peptidase 1 (gene Ufsp1). NCBI's taxonomy places the organism in Eukaryota, Metazoa, Arthropoda, Insecta, Hymenoptera, Halictidae. The record is from RefSeq and is a predicted model, not a curated record. Gene Ontology annotation, molecular function: deUFMylase activity.